Messenger RNA from Serpula lacrymans var. lacrymans S7.9, 1449 nucleotides. RefSeq lists its product as uncharacterized. Bases 189 to 926 code for a protein of 245 amino acids. The record is from RefSeq and is a predicted model, not a curated record. Gene Ontology annotation, molecular function: oxidoreductase activity, acting on paired donors, with incorporation or reduction of molecular oxygen; iron ion binding; monooxygenase activity. NCBI's taxonomy places the organism in Eukaryota, Fungi, Basidiomycota, Agaricomycetes, Boletales, Serpulaceae. The transcript has 10 exons.
AGGCUCUCACUCCCGAGGCCUCCGCGAUCCUGACGUCCUGGCCCUUUCUUUUAUACCUCCCUUCUUGGUUUCCUGGCUUGAAUGUCAAACGACUUGCUAGAGGAUGUCCAGAGAUGUUGAACGAGAUGGUCGAAAAGCCAUUUCAAUACACAAAAAGUCAAAUGGCCUCCAAUCCAGCUAUAUCUUGCAUGGUUUCUGAUCUUCUUAAUGAAAUCAAGGACGCCCCUAAUUAUGACGAGCUUGAGCAAAUAAUGAAGGGCACUGCAGCUACUUCAUUUUCUGCGGCAGCAGAAACGACGGCUACGACUCUCAUCGACUUCAUCCUUGCGAUGGUACUUUACCCAAAAGUCCAAGAACGAGCCCAAGCAGAGAUCGACUCUGUUGUGGACAAGCAUAGGUUACCUAAUUUUGAAGAUCGUAACUCUCUGCCUUACGUUGAGGCUGUACUCCGCGAGACGCAUAGAUGGCGUCCUGUUGUACCCUUAGGCCUUGCACACGCUGCUGUAAAUGACGACAUUUAUGAAGGAUUUCAUAUUCCAGGAGGAGCGGUGGUAAUUGCGAACGCUUGGACAAUGUCACGAAAUGAAGCCAAAUAUUCUAACCCAUCAGACUUCAUCCCGGAGAGAUUCCUUUCGGCAGACGACAAACUCAACGACGACACAGUUCCUUAUGCAUUCGGAUUUGGCAGGCGCGUGUGUGUCGGAAAGCAUGUAGCUGAUGCAAGCGUUUGGGCCAGUAUCGUGUCUCUUCUCGCAGUCUUCAAGUUCACCAAAGCCAAAGAUAACCAAGGACGAGAGAUCAACGUUGAACCGCACUGGACAUACGGAUUGACGGUUCGUCCGGCCUCGUUUGCAUGCCACAUUGAGCCACGGUCAACGGGUUUGGACUCGAAAAUGCUGCACCAAAUGAUAAGCCAAUUCACGUAAUUGAGGAUCCAAUGUGUACUGUGUCCCCAAUGGAAUGCGUGUAUUUGUAUUGGUUGUUUUCUUGAUUCAAGUUGUGCUUCUCCCAAUGUCGUAUUUUGAAGGAUGAAGAAAAACUCAGGUAAACGUUGAAUGUUUGUAGUAGCACAGCGCGCAAAUCUGAAUUGUACUUCGUCUACAUUGCUUGUAACGGCUUUCUCCUUUGGGAAUUAUACGACGUGGGUCACUGAGAUCGGGCUCUGUAACACUGGGGAAGGGGUUGCUGUGAUUGUCAACGCGCGAGUACUCAAAACAUGUGGAGGAAGAGCGCGAUGGUAAUCAUCAUGUCGAAUUUUGCGAUCCGCAUUCCAUGACAAGGGUGCAGACCUGAAUAUAUGACGACGUUUUAGCUUAGUCAUGAACACCAUCAGUCGCAGCGAUGUAGAAGUACAAAAACAUUGUCAAGUCACCUACACCCCAAUCCAAAACCUAUCAUUGACAUGCUCCAACUUCGAAGAAUCACCCCACCGCGCAGGGUCCUAUUCCA